This is a messenger RNA of Diutina rugosa, 900 nucleotides long. RefSeq lists its product as uncharacterized. The transcript has a single exon. Gene Ontology annotation, molecular function: sequence-specific DNA binding; zinc ion binding. The record is from RefSeq and is a predicted model, not a curated record. Gene Ontology annotation, biological process: regulation of DNA-templated transcription. NCBI's taxonomy places the organism in Eukaryota, Fungi, Ascomycota, Pichiomycetes, Serinales, Debaryomycetaceae. The coding region runs from base 1 to 900 and encodes 299 amino acids.
AUGAGCCACCACCCGAGCUUGCCCAGUUUCCUGGCGUUGGUGGCGCUGUUCAGCGGGCCGAACCCGCUGGUGGAGGCGCCGGCGCCGUCGCUGGCGGAGUUGUCGUGGCUGACGCCGCUGGAGCUGGCGUCGGCGGCCCAGUUGGCGUCGGCGGCGGCGACGGCACCCCCCACCGCCUACGGUCCCUGGGGCACCGAGUUGGCAUACUCCACCAAUCCCCCGUUGGCGCCGCCGUUAGCGCCGCCGUUGGCGCUGGGAGUGCCCGGGGUGCCGAUGUUACUGGUGUACGGGUCGCCGUGGAUGCUGCUGGCGCUGGCGGCGACGCUGUCGCUGGUGUUGCUGACGCCGCCGCACCCGCCACUUAAACCGUCCCCCGAAGCCCACGACCUGAUCUAUACGUUGCGGGACAUGGUGCUGAAGCUGAAGCAGUUCUGCGACUUGUGGCUCCGCAAGUUCCACAACAUCCUCCAGGACCUGAUCGAGAGGCACGGCGACAACGACACCGCCAUCGCCGAGGCGAUGGGCUACUUCUACCAGCUGUUCACCGUCGAGGACAUCGACGACGGCGUCGCGCUGUUGGGGGUGCUCCAGCAGGCGUUGAUGGCGUUCAAGAUCAACUGCGUCGUCCCCAACCAGCGCCUCGACGAUACCAGCGACGACAGCGACGGCCCCCGCCGGGCGCUGGCGCCGCGCCGGCCGCGCACCUACAUGGAGUGCCAGCACUGUGGGUCUAGAGACACCCCCGAGUGGCGCCGGGGCCCCGACGGGCCGCGCCUGGUGUGCAACGCGUGCGGGCUCUUCUACCUGAAGUUGAUCCGCAAGUACGGGCGGCAAGAGGCGACGCUGAUGAUGCGCACGCGUAAACUUAACGGCCAGGACCAUGACCGCCGGGUGUCCUAG